AUGAAUCUUGCCAAUGCAGAGAUCAUAGAGAGUUACAUAACUGUUCGCAGGUCAUCAAGAUCUCAUUUCCCGAAGACAGAAGGAUUUGGUUUCAUUGAUUUCCUUUUAGGAAAUCUCAGGGAACUACUGAACUCUGAAGUUGAUUAUUUUGUUUCUGUCAAACAUCAAAUUCAUGUUGUUCAUGAAGAGAUAGAGUUCUUGAGAUCAUUCCUCAGAGAUAUUGAAGAACAAUAUAAGGAGCAUCAGGAUUUGAAAACUCUGGAUUCGUCCAUUAUGGAAGUGAUGCUUGAGGCGGAGUAUCUCAUUGAUGUGUUUAUUCUUGGAGAUUGUUUGCAAUGGUAUCAUCCGAUAUGGCUUUCUGAUCUCAUUGAAGAUCUCAAACUCAUCAAGCUUCAGGCAACAGAAAUCUGUGAGAAUGCACAUGGCAUCAACAUCAAUUAUGUUCCCACCCUUUCAAGGAAUGUAAUAUCACCACCCAAAAUUCCCAAAAUUGAUGAAGUUGUGAUUGAUCUUGCUGAUGAGAAAAAAUUAGUCAUUGAUAGACUUAUAGCAGGAUCACCACAACUAGAUGUUGUCUCAAUUGUUGGCAUGGCUGGACUCGGCAAGACAACUUUAGCCUUAAAGGUAUACACUGAUCCUUCAGUUACUUAUCAUUUCCACAUUCGUGCAUGGUGUUGUGUCUCCCAAGCAUAUCAGAAAAGGGAAUUGCUCCUUGAGAUUUUAGGUGACAUUGUUGAACUUACGGAUCAUAUCCUUGAAAUGAGCGAUGGAGACUUAGAGAUGAAGUUGUACCAAUGCCUAAAGAGAAAUAGGUUCCUCAUUGUCAUGGACGAUAUUUGGAGCACUAGCGCAUGGUACGAUUUCCAAGGUUCAUUUCCAAAUGAUAACAAUGGAAGCAGAAUACUGAUCACGAGUCGUCUCCCUGAUGUGGCUAGAAAAAUGAAAGUAGAUAGUGUUCCUCAUCCCCUUCGGCUACUCUCUAACGAUGAGAGCUGGAAGCUGUUACAGAGGAGAGUGUUUGACACAAAAGAGUGCCCUGAUGAACUAAUGGCAUUCGGAAAUCAAAUUGCAGAAAGUUAUAAAGGACUCCCUCUUGCAGUUGUUGCAAUAUCUGGUCUCCUUGAAAGGACUGACAAGAUACCAGACUGGUGGAAACAAGUUUCAGAAAGCAUAUGUUCACACAUUGCCGAUGACGUUGAAACGAGGUGCAUACACAUCCUAGAGCUGAGCUACAGGUGUUUACCUGACCAUUUGAAGCAUUGCUUUCUUUAUACUGGAGUAUUUUUGGAGUAUAAAGACAUUCCAAUUAGGAAGUUGACAUGGUUAUGGCUAGCAGAAGGAUUCAUAUGGAAUACAGACCAAGAGAAUAAUGAAGAUGUUGCAGAAGGUGAUUUGUAUCCAAGAUGCCCCUAUGAUAUCUCCUUCAUUUUUGACAAAUUUAAACUUCUUAGAGUGCUGGAUUUGGAAUGCAUCAAUAUGGGAAAUUCUUUCCCAACUGGAGUUCAGUUGUUGAUUCAACUAAGAUAUUUAGCACUUAGUGGUGAUAUAGACUGUAUUCCAGCAUCAAUAUCCCAUCUCCGGGAUCUUGAAACCUUGCUGGUGAAGGGAUUAAGAGGUACAGAGAAUAUCAUGAGGAGGUUACUCAAACUUCGGAAACUGAGAUGUGUAUUUUCUGAAUUACGGGAUGAUACUGGGAAGCUAAAUCAGUUUCCAGUACUAAACUUUCUGACAGAGCUCGAGUCAUUGAAUGUACUGUAUUCUGGUCGAAUUUCUCUUCCUUGUGAGUUUGACUUCCCAUUAAAUCUCAAAAAGUUGACUCUAUCAAAAUUCCGUCUACCGUGGGAUUGCAUUUCACAGAUUGGGAGAUUACCCAACCUUGAAGUUCUCAAAUCACUUUCUAGAGCCUUCGAGGGGAAAGUAUGGGAAAUGAAAGAAGGAGAGUUCCCUAAACUGAAAUUUUUGAAGCUGGACAAUCUAAACAUUGCUCAGUGGAAUGCCUCUAGUGAUCACCUGCCACAGCUUCAACACCUAAUUCUACGAAGUUGCAGGCAGCUUGAGGAGAUCCCCUCUGCUUUUUGUGAAAGCUCUACUCUGGAGAUGAUUGAGGUCCAAUUGUGCACGAGCUCUGUUGAAGAGUCAGUGAUAAAGCUUAAGGAGGAACUACUUGAAAUGGGAAAUGAGGACUUCAAGGUUCUUAUUGAUCGUUCAGACAUGGAUUUAUGA
Molecule: messenger RNA, 2223 nt
Organism: Coffea arabica (coffee)
Lineage: Eukaryota; Viridiplantae; Streptophyta; Magnoliopsida; Gentianales; Rubiaceae
Product: putative late blight resistance protein homolog R1B-17
Biological process (GO): defense response to other organism
Molecular function (GO): ADP binding
Source: RefSeq, a predicted model, not a curated record